AUGGCCGCCAGUGACGACUACGAAAUUUUGUCCACCAUAAAAGUGAAUGGUUCCAAUGGAAUUCCUGUGACUAAAUACAGAUCAAAGCGAUCGGGAUUGACGUUAUGUAUCGCAGAAGUUGAUGGACCCAUUGUCAAUGGCUAUUUUUGUCUUGCAACGGAAGCUCAUGAUGAUGAUGGUCUUCCCCAUACUCUCGAGCAUCUCGUGUUUAUGGGGAGUGAGGAUUACCCAUACAAGGGAGUUCUCGAUCUGCUUGCGAACCGUUGCCUUGCCUCUGGGACCAACGCUUGGACUGACACAGACCACACGUGCUACACCAUGACUAAUGCUGGCAGUGAGGGCUUCCUCAAGCUCAUGCCUAUCUAUCUAGACCACGUCCUCUAUCCAACCAUAACAGAAUCUGGCUACAUCACUGAGGUGCACCAUGUAAACGGAGAGGGUGAUGAUGCUGGGGUGGUCUACUGUGAGAUGCAGGCUCGCGAGAACAGCGGGGAGAGUCGCACUUACCUAAGCAUGCUGAGGAGCCUGUACCCAGGGCAUUGUGGGUACAAGUCUGAAACGGGCGGAAUGUUGGAAGAACUGAGGACAAGCACGUCACAUGAAAAAGUUUGUAAUUACCACAAGGAGUUUUAUCGGCCAGAGAAUCUGUGUCUGGUGAUAACGGGCCAGGUGAAGGCUGAAGAUGUAUUUGAAGCUCUGAAAACUUUUGAGGACAAGAUUGAGAAAAAGGGUGAGAGAUCUCCGCACGUUAGGCCUUGGCAGAGCUCCGUGCCGCCUCUGGAAUCAAGCGAGGAGAAGUACGUGCAUUACCCAUCAGAUGAUGAGGACCAUGGCAUAGUGAUAACAGCGUGGAGGGGUCCCAUGGCGAAGGAUCAGUUCAAGAUGACGGCCUUGAUGGUCCUAAUGGAGUAUCUCACUGACACAGCUAUUGCACCUCUGCAGCGCGAUUUUGUUGAGUUAGAUGAACCUUUUUGUAGUAAGGUUCGAUAUUCCAUCAUCGAGAACAAUGAAGCUUGUGUGUACAUAUAUUUUGAGAAUGUUCCCAAGCCAAAGCUUGGCCAAAUCAAAGAAAGACUCCUGGCGCUGCUGAAGAAUAUCGUCGACAAGAAGGAAGAGAUUGACAUGAAACGCAUGGGAAAUGUGAUUCAGAGACGCGUGUUAGAAUCAUAUGACCAUCUCGAGACCCAACCCCAUGACACGUUUGCUUUUAUAUGUAUUGGUGAUUUCUUGUAUGGAGAUUCAAAAGAAGAUUUUUCAGAACGAUUCAGCCAAAUAGAAAGCUUCCGAAAGCUCAGAAAGAAUGCGGCUGAAUAUUGGGUUGAUAUGGUGAAGGAAUUCUUCGUUGGAAAGCCAUAUGUUUCGAUAAUUGGCAAUCCGAGCCAACAGCUGAUGGAGGAGAUGGGCAAGGUGGAGAAGGAGAGAGUUGCUAAGCAACAGGAGGAACUGGGUCAGAAUGGUUUGAAAGAACUUGAAGAAAAGUUGAAGAAAGCUACUGAGGAAAAUGAGUUGGAGCCACCUGAAGAUGUGAUCACUAGUGUCGAUGUGCCCAGCGUGUCGUGCAUCAAAUUCCAUCCUCUCAAACCUUCCAGCAAUCAUGUGAAAGCCACUGCUAAUGCCAACAAGUUGUUUCCGCUGGCAGCCGUGCCAGUAGCAUUUCAGCUCGACGAUAUCCGCACAAAUUUUAUCCAGAUGACUGUGUUGUUCAACUGCAAAACCAUUCCACAGGAGCUGCGUCUGUAUCUGCCAUUAUAUUUGGAGGUCAUCCUGGAGUCGCCAAUCAUGAGGAACGGAGAGCUUGUGAACCAUGAAGAUGUGAUUGCUGAGCUCGCUGCUGACACACUCUCCAUUCAGUCUGGGGUAGGAAUCUUUGGCCAUCGGUUCAGCUGUGGAGAUUUUGCACAGAGUGCAAAUCUCAAUAUCAAGGUUGAGAGGGAGAAGUACGAGAAGGGUGUCCAGUGGCUGCACGAUCUCAUGUAUGAGGUGAAGUUCAAGGAAGAACGUGUGAGAAUCAUCGCCACGAAGAUGUCUAACGAUGUGUCUCGUCUGAAGAGGAAUGGGGGGAUGGUGGUGAAAACAAUGUUGGGAGGAUUGAACUAUGAUAAGAAGAGUAACCAGUGGGCUACUAACAUGAUGAGGCAGCAGAAGUUCCUCAUGAAGACUUUGGAGAAUCUCGAAAAGGACCCUCAAGAAAUCCUCGACUGCCUCAAGAGGCUCGGUGAGACAUUGACGAAACCGUCAAACUUCAUCGUGCACAUGGCGGCCGACGUCGAGAAGUUGUCAAUGGACACGACACCUCAGUCGCCAUGGAAAUAUUUCCUUCCCAAGGGAUUGGAGACGCCCUCUGGGGAUACCGAAAUUUCCAUUGUGCCCUCGUAUGAGCUGUACAACGAAAUGUCCAACUUGCAUGGCCUGAUCUGUGGCGUCGGUAGCGUUGAAUCGAGCUACCUCACGCAGAGUGUUCCAUGCGUGCAGUCGUUUGAGGAUCCCGAUCUGCCCGCUAUCAUGGUCUACAUCCAGUACCUGACGCAGCUAGAAGGCCCGAUGUGGCGUCAGAUACGUGGUCUCGGCUUAUCAUAUCACUACAGCAUCAGUGUACAGCCCGAGACUGGUCAACUCUAUUUUGUCUUGUACAAGUCUUCACAGCUUGUCGCAGCAUAUAAACAGGCCAAGGAGAUAUUUGACGGCUAUCUCUCCCACCGCACACCGUUCACCGAUGUUGAGCUGGAGACGAGCAAAAGCAGCUUGAUAUUUGAAAUCAUCGAGAGAGAAACAAGUGUUUCUGAUGCUUCGGUGCAAUCUAUGCUCUCCUACUUCAGAGGUGUCCACAAAAAUUACAAUAGAGAAUUGUUGCAGAAGGUGUCAGCAGUGACUCUCGAUGACCUUGAGACUGUCGGUGCAAGGUACUUCCUUACCUUGUUUGACCCUUAUAAGGCCAAUGUUGCAGUCUGCUGUCAUCCGAAUAAGGUCACAGAGAUCAAGGAGGGAUUCAAAACUGAGUUUGGCCGAGACUUGAAGGUAUUGGAAUCGCUUGAUGAGGGAUUUCUUGUUGAAAUGUGAUCAUGUGGAACACUUGCUUGGAGACUUGAGUUACACUUGCAUGGAGGUUGGCAGUACGCCUGCUUAAAAUCUGGAGUCCCUCUCUAUUAGGGACUUCUUGCUGAAAUUUGUUCAUGUGGAAUACUCGCUCAGAGACGGAAGAUCAAAUUUUCUUUCAAACUAGAGUCGCACAUUAUCAGGGACUACUCGUUGACGUGUUAUCAUGUGGUACACUUGCUUGGAGAUUGGCGGUAGCCUGCUUGGAGACUUGCUUUAUUAAGGACUGAUACUGAAAUGUGUUUUUGCACCAACUGUCUCAUUUUUUUGGUUGAAGAAAUGUGCUAAAUAAAAGGUUUAAUUUGAA
This is a messenger RNA of Lineus longissimus, 3400 nucleotides long. RefSeq lists its product as uncharacterized. NCBI's taxonomy places the organism in Eukaryota, Metazoa, Nemertea, Pilidiophora, Heteronemertea, Lineidae. Gene Ontology annotation, molecular function: metal ion binding. Bases 1 to 3057 code for a protein of 1018 amino acids. The transcript is spliced from 21 exons. The record is from RefSeq and is a predicted model, not a curated record. Gene Ontology annotation, biological process: proteolysis.